AUGGAAGAUGUUUUAGAAAAUAAAAAAUAUGUCUACAAGUAUAAUAAGGAAAAUAGCUAUAUUGAUAUGCAAAGAAAUGAAACAUUCAGAAGUAAUAAAAGUGGUAAUAUGGAUGAAACUGAAAAAGACAUAAAUGAAACUAAUUCUAUAUAUAUAGAAAAUUUACAAGACGAAAAUAAUAAUAUCAAUUUUUAUGACAAUAAUAAUAUCAAUUUUUAUGACAAUAAUAAUAACAAUUUUUAUGAUAAUAAUAAUAACAAUUUUUAUGAUAACAAUAAUAACAAUUUUUAUGAUAACAAUAUUGAAGCUAUAAAACAAGCAAAUGGAGAGAUACAAGAAAAAUAUCAAGCAAACAAUAAAUAUAAUAAUGGAAAUAAUAAAACCCCUUUUGCACAUCACACAAAUGUUAGCAUAAAUAAUAAAGGUGACCAUUUUUAUGAAAUAGACAAUAAAAUAGCUCUCCAAAAACAAACGGCUCAACAUACCAAUCACAAUGUUGGCAAUCACAAUGUUGGCAAUGCCAGUGAUGGCAAUUGCAAUGUGCUGCUGCUGAAUGAUAAAAGUAAUUUUGAAAGGAAUGAAAAAUUUCUUAAUUUUGAAAAAAGCCAAAAAUUGCCUAAUUUUGAAAAGAAUGAAAAAUUGCCUAAUUUUGAGAUAAAAGAAAAUGAGGUUAUUUAUAAUAGUAACAAGACUAAUGAAAGUAAUAAUUUGUAUUCGCCAUAUUAUAAUACUGAGGAAAAGGAAAAGAAACAAAACUCUAUUGGCAUAUAUCAGCUAAAUUAUGUUAACAACAUAAAUAAUGUACAAUUUUUAAAUAGUGCAAACAGUACGAACUGUACUAGUAAUAAUAACAAUGCAAAUGGAAAAAACGAAUUAAUUUAUAAAAAUAGUCUAAAAAAAUUAAAUGAGAACAAGGCACACAUAUAUAAUAACAUUAUGGAUACUCAACAUAAUAACAAUUUUUAUGAACAAAAUAAAUUCAAUAUUUCCAGUAUGCAAAAUAAUAAUAGAAAGAGAGCAUGGAUAGCCCAAAAUGAAAAUGGACAAAAUUAUCUAUACCACAAUAAAGAAACUUAUGAAAAUAAUGUAAAUAACAGAUAUAAUGAAUUUGGUGGCCAUAUUCAUUUAUAUGACAACACCGAAGGAAAUAGCGGAAAAAAUAACGAAGAAAACUUGUGUAAUUAUUAUAAAAAAAAUGAUCGAAAUGAGCAGAAUGAACAAAAUGAGCGAAAAUGUGGCAGGUAUUAUGAAGAGAGUAAAACCCCAUUAGUGAGCCAUGCAUACAUUUACGGUGAAAAUUCUGAACAAUUAAUAAAAGACUAUAACUUAAAAAUAAUGAAUAAGAAAAUACGAAAUGUCUCACCUUUGCACCAUAGAGCAUAUAGUAAUAUAUCGCAUAAGAAGGAAACAAAAAAUAAAAUAAUUUCUAACAUAAAAAGAGAGCAUUUAUUUAGUGAUCAAACUGGUAGUAAUAUAAAAUACCAGUAUAAUAAUUCGCCAUAUCAAAAAAAAAUAAAAGGGAAUAAAAAUAUAUCUCUCUCAGAAAUAGAACAAAAAAAAAACAUCAAUGAAAUAAAUAAAUUUUUAAAUAUAGUAAAUUAUUAUGAAAAUGAUAAAAACAAAAUUAAAGAUAGUGAGGAUGUAUCUGUUAAUCUUGAUCUUGUAAAAACGUUUUCUCCAAAUUUUGAUAAAAAUUCAACAAAAUUGAGUGAAAAUAAUUAUACUGAUAAACUAAAUAAAUGGAAUGAUAAUAAUAAAAUAAGUUAUAAUGAAUUAGGAAAAUUAGAAAAUUAUACAAAAUGUAAAAUGAUGAAUAGUUAUGAAAAUAGUGAAUUAGAAAAUUUUGAAAAAAGAACAAGUUUUAGUUAUAGUGGAAUUUUAACGUCAAUGAUAUCUUCGAUAUUAACACAACAAAACGAUAGAAAAAUAGAAAAAAAUAAUUGUCUAUAUAAUAAUUUUAGAGGUAAUAAUAAUAUUAGCAAAAAUAAAGAAAAUUAUGAAUAUAAUUUAUUAUAUAAUAUUAAAGAUGGAGAAGAAAUAAAAAAUAAAUAUAUAUUUUCAAAAAAAGUAUCAAAUAAAAUCAAUUUAAAAAAUAAAAAAAAUAAUAAUAUAUUAUUAUUAACAUUAACAUUAAUGAUUGGUUUAUCAGUUUUAUGUAAUUUUGAUCAUGGAGCAAUACCAGUUACUUUAGAAGAAAUACAAAAAGAUUUUCCACUUAGUUAUAUUGAACAAUCAUUAUUAGGUAGUUUAGUAUAUUGUGGUUUAAUUUUUGGAACAAUAAUAGCUAGUAUUCUUUUUGAGUUAAUUUCAGCAAAAUGGUUAGUAACUAUUAGUAUCAUUUUAUUAUCUAUAUCAUUAUAUAUAUUUAGUAAUGCUAAUGGAAUCAUUGUUAUGUAUAUAUCUAGAUUUGUUAAUGGAUUAUGUCAAGCUAUACCUGUUGUUUAUUUACCAGUUUGGGUUGAUAUAUUUUCUCCUGAAGAAAAAGCAACACAAUGGAUGUCUUAUAUACAAUUAGCAUCAAUUGGUGGAACUGUUUUUGGCUAUUUUUUAGGAGGGAUAUUAUCUAAUAAUUAUAAUCAAAAUAAUAUUUUAUUUAAUAAUAUGUCUUUUGUAACAACAUGGAGAUCACCAUUUUUAAUGCAAGCUUUUUUAUUAUUACCUAUUUUUUUAAUCAUGAUUUUUAUUCCAUCUAGUAUGAUAAAUAUAAGUUCUAAAUAUUCAGAUAUUGAAACAGAAGAAAUCGAAAAUAAUAAUAAAAUAAAUGAAAAAGAAUUUGGAAACUCAAAUUUUGAUAAUUUAGGAAUGGAUGAAUAUAAUGAAAUGACAUUAAAUAGCCAAUCUAACAUAUUAACUAAUUUAAAUAAAAAAAAAAAAUAUAUAUUACCAUAUCAAAAUCAACAAAAUAAUAUCAAUCGUAAAAAUUAUAAUAGAUCAGCUACAUAUAUUAUGGAACAAAAAACAAAUAUUUUAAGAAAAACGUUUAAAGAAGUUAAAAAAUUAUUAAAUAAUAAAUUAUAUAUAAUAAUAACAUUAGGUAUGAGUAAUUUAUAUUUUGUUGUUACCGGUAUUCAAUUUUGGAUUACCGAAUAUAUGUCUGUUGUUUUAUUAACUGAAAAAAUGAAAAUCGUUACAGUUUCAACAUUAUGUUUUUUAACAUCUCCUACAUCUGGUGUAUGGUUUGGUGGAUUUAUUUGUGAUCUAUUUGGUGGAUAUAAAAAUACAAAUUAUUCAAAAACAAUUAAAGUGGCCACUGCCUUUGCAAUAUCUGCUUGUAUAUUUGGAAUUUUAUCUGCUCAUUUAACAAAUUUUAUAUUUUUCUCAAUUUCUUUGUGGCUCUGUUUGUUUACUGGUUCUGCUCUUGUCCCCGUCGCAGUAGGAAUGUUAUUGUCAUGUGUAAGUAACCAUCAGAAAAGUUUAUCCUCCGCUGUGUCUCAAGUUAUAUACAAUGUAUUUGGUUGGUUUUCUGCACCGUUAUUAUCCGGAAUUAUCAUGGACAUAAUGCACAAAUAUACCAACAAUAACCGAUUGGCUUUAAAGGCCGGUUUUACCAUGAUCCUUUAUUCCAGUUGUAUCGGUUUCUUCCUAUUAUUAUAUGCGAACUUUUUGGAUUUUUCUGAUAAAAAAGGAAAUGAAGAAUCUCAUGAAUUAGAGGAACCUCUGAUGUAA
Messenger RNA from Plasmodium yoelii, 3666 nucleotides. RefSeq lists its product as uncharacterized. The record is from RefSeq and is a predicted model, not a curated record. Gene Ontology annotation, cellular component: membrane. Gene Ontology annotation, molecular function: transmembrane transporter activity. Gene Ontology annotation, biological process: transmembrane transport. The transcript has 4 exons. NCBI's taxonomy places the organism in Eukaryota, Apicomplexa, Aconoidasida, Haemosporida, Plasmodiidae. The coding region runs from base 1 to 3666 and encodes 1221 amino acids.